AUGGGCUUCGUAACCAUCAAUAAUAGCCAAAUCAUUGACAAGGCUUUCGGCCCAAACCAGCCCCUACAGCAGAGAAUUUACGACGCUCUUGCUCUUUCUCCUACACUCCGUCCCCUCUUCGAAGAUAUUGCGCAAUACACCGCCGCGAUUCAAGAUGCCCACGCCUCGGCGGUGUCGCUCCCGCCUGUGCUUCCUCAGGCACAGGCCGUGGUGAGAGAUGGCCCGGUGUCAAAGAAGCGAAAGAUAGCCAAUGGAGGGGGAAACUCGGCACAUGCCGCUCCCUUGAUGACGGCACUCAUGGGAGACGCCGACCUAGAAGUUUACGUGCAGGACAUGUCGUUCGCUAUUCCGCAGCGGAAGAAAUUGCAGCUCGAGAUUACGCGUGCGCCGUGCAGUGUGGGAUUUCUUCGGGCGAGGAACCAGGCGUUAAAUGUGGUGGAAUUUGGAAUACCGUUUUCGAAGAUUCAACAUGUUCUAUGCCUUCCUGUGCCGGAGAAAUCGCAGAAGCAAUUCAAUUUUUGUAUAAUUCCAGAAGGGAAUGAUGGAGUCUCUGCGCCUAGGGCUGGGGAACCUGUCUAUGAGACAAUUGUGUGGACUGUUCCUGACGGCCCUCCCCGUACAGCUUUUUGGGGUUCGGGCACACCAGCUAUGGAAGGCUCCAACCUAGCAGAAACAUAUCAGAGUUAUCUAGAAACCGCUCUUAAUGAUAAGUUGAAACAUACGAAAGUAGCAUGUCCGGACGAGAAGCUUUUUGUGAGUGCCAUCCCAGAGCCUCACCGGAAAGGCGAGAAAGCAUUCCAUGUGAAAGCAUUUCGUGGUAGCAAAGAAGGUUAUCUUUUCUUCCUAUCAACUGGUAUCUUCUUCGGCUUCAAGAAACCACUCAUAUUUUUCUCUCUGAAUAAUAUCGAGUCGGUCUCAUAUACCUCGGUCCUGCAAAGAACAUUCAACCUGAACAUUCUGACCCGCUCGUCCACUGACCCCAAUCAGACCCAGGAAUUUGAACUUUCCAUGAUCGACCAGGCAGACUACCCAGGCAUCGAUACUUAUGUCAAGAAACAUGGCCUCAAUGAUGCUAGCUUGGCAGAAGCGCGACGUGCUAAACAACUUAAUGUCAACGGCGCCCAAGACGAAGAAGCCAAUGCCGGCGAGGGAGAGUCUGAAUUACAAAAAGCUCAGCGUGAGCUGGAAGACCAGGAAGAUGAGGAAGAGGAAGACUACGAUCCUGGAAGCGAUGGAGAAAGUUAUGGUAGCGGAAGCAGCAGCGAGGAGGAAGAGGAUGUUUAUGAUGCUAACGCCGGCGGCGACUUAGUUAAAGAAGAGCUUGGGAGUGAGGCAGAGGAGGUGGAAGUGUAA
Ophidiomyces ophidiicola is the source of this 1353-nucleotide messenger RNA. RefSeq lists its product as uncharacterized. The transcript is spliced from 4 exons. Bases 1 to 1353 code for a protein of 450 amino acids. The record is from RefSeq and is a predicted model, not a curated record. NCBI's taxonomy places the organism in Eukaryota, Fungi, Ascomycota, Eurotiomycetes, Onygenales, Onygenaceae. Gene Ontology annotation, molecular function: histone binding; nucleosome binding.